GCGCGACCGUGAGAGAAAGUUUAAGAGCGGGCGGUUUCCUCCCCGCCUUCCUAGCGGAGGGGUAGGGGUGUCUGUCUGUCCAUUUGCGCUCGGAGGGAGGUGGGGUUUACGAGCCGCCCUCCGGGGUCGCGAGGACGGUGGCACUUACCCCACCCUUCCAACGGGGAGACGAAGGCCUUCAGGAGAGGUCUUGGUUUGGACAGCGGUCGUAAAGACCUCCAUACAGUUUUACCUUUCUUCACGGCCACGAGGUUAAAAAAAAAAAAAAUCAUGACUGAAUCUGCUUCUAGCACGAGUGGUCAAGAGUUUGAUGUGUUCAGUGUCAUGGACUGGAAAGAUGGAGUGGGCACCUUACCAGGAAGUGAUUUAAAGUUUCGGGUAAAUGAGUUUGGAGCCCUGGAAGUGAUUACAGAUGAAAGUGAGAUGGAAAAUGUUAAGAAAGCAACCGCUACGACCACUUGGAUGGUGCCAACUGCUCAAGAAGCCCCGACCUCUCCCCCGAGCUCCAGGCCCGUAUUUCCACCUGCCUACUGGCCAUCUCCACCCGGAUGUCCCACAGUCUUUUCAGAGAAGACUGGGGUGCCCUUCAGGUUGAAGGAUCCAGUGAAAGUGGAAGGGCUUCAAUUCUGUGAGAACUGUUGUCAGUAUGGCAAUGUAGAUGAGUGUCUUUCUGGAGGAAACUAUUGCAGCCAGAAUUGUGCUCGCCAUAUCAAAGACAAAGAUCAGAAGGAAGAAAGGGACACAGGAGAAGACAACGAGGAAGAAGAUUCAAAGUGCAGUCGGAAGAAAAAACCAAAAUUAUCUCUGAAAGCUGAUGCCAAGGAGGAUGGAGAGGAGAGAGAUGAAGAAGUGGAGAACAAACAAGAUGGAAGGAUCUUGAGGGGUUCACAGAGAGCCCGAAGGAAAAGACGAGGCGAUUCAGCUGUAUUAAAGCAGGGUUUGCCUCCUAAGGGAAAGAAAGCCUGGUGCUGGGCAUCCUACCUAGAGGAGGAAAAAGCUGUGGCCGUGCCAACGAAGCUGUUCAAGGAGUAUCAGUCAUUUCCAUAUAACAAAAAUGGGUUCAAGGUUGGCAUGAAGCUGGAAGGUGUGGACCCAGAGCAUCAGUCAGUGUACUGCAUCCUCACGGUGGCUGAGGUUUGUGGGUACCGGAUAAAGCUUCACUUUGAUGGGUAUUCUGACUGCUAUGACUUCUGGGUGAACGCAGACGCCCUGGACAUCCACCCAGUUGGAUGGUGUGAGAAAACCAGCCACAAACUCCAUCCUCCCAAAGGAUAUAAAGAAGAAGAAUUUAAUUGGCAGACCUAUCUCAAGACAUGCAAAGCUCAAGCUGCUCCUAAGUCAUUAUUUGAAAAUCAGAACAUAACAGUGAUCCCAUCAGGCUUCCGAGUUGGAAUGAAGCUGGAAGCUGUAGACAAAAAGAAUCCUGCUUUCAUCUGUGUUGCUACGGUAACAGAUAUGGUGGACAAUCGUUUCCUGGUACAUUUUGACAACUGGGAUGAGAGCUAUGACUAUUGGUGUGAAGCAUCUAGUCCACAUAUUCAUCCAGUUGGUUGGUGUAAAGAACAUAGAAGAACCCUUAUUACUCCACCAGGUUAUCCAAAUGUAAAACAUUUUUCUUGGGAUAAAUAUUUAGAAGAAACCAAUUCUUUACCUGCUCCUGCAAGGGCAUUCAAAGUGAAACCUCCUCAUGGAUUCCAGAAAAAAAUGAAGCUUGAAGUUGUAGACAAAAGAAAUCCUGUGUUUAUUAGAGUAGCAACCGUUGCUGACACUGAUGAUCACCGAAUAAAAGUUCACUUUGAUGGCUGGAGUAGUUGCUAUGAUUACUGGAUAGAUGCAGAUUCCCCUGAUAUUCACCCCGUGGGCUGGUGUUCAAAAACCGGGCAUCCUCUUCAGCCUCCUUUGAACCCCUUAGAAUUAAUGGAAGCUUCAGAACACGGUGGAUGCUCAACUCCAGGAUGUAAAGGGAUUGGCCAUUUUAAGAAAGCACGGCAUGUGGGUCCUCCCAGUGCUGCCAACUGUCCCUAUUCAGAAAUCAAUUUGAAUAAAGACCGCGUUUUCCCAGAUCGUUUAAGUGGCGAGAUGCCCCCAGCUAGUCCAUCAUUUCCAAGGAGUAAAAGGACAGACGCAAAUGAAAGUUCUUCCUCUCCUGAGAUCAGAGAUCAGCAUGCUGAUGAUGUCCCUGUCAAAGAAGAGUUUGAAGAGAGAACAGAAAGUGAAAUGAGGACCUCACAUGAAACCAGAGGUACCCGGGAAGAACCUGCCGUCCAGCAGGCACAGCGCCGGUCGGCCGUCUUUCUGUCCUUCAAGUCCCCGAUUCCAUGUCUGCCCUUGCGCUGGGAGCAGCAGAGCAAACUUCUCCCAACUGUAGCUGGAAUCCCUGCCAGUAAAGUUUCCAAAUGGAGUACUGACGAGGUGUCAGAAUUCAUACAGAGUCUCCCUGGGUGUGAAGAACAUGGAAAGGUGUUUAAAGAUGAACAAAUUGACGGAGAAGCAUUUCUGCUUAUGACCCAGACGGACAUUGUUAAAAUCAUGAGCAUUAAGCUGGGCCCUGCUCUCAAAAUUUUCAAUUCCAUCCUGAUGUUCAAAGCUGCGGAGAAGAACUCUCACAAUGAACUCUGAAGAUGGUGAAUUCCAUGUACCAUCAGCUUUCUGCUUUAAAGCUCAUGUUUUAUUCAAAGCACAAGGACGAUUGUAACUCUUACGUGAGAAGUCUUCAAAACUCAAAGAGCAAUGCUAUCGGAUUAUUUAUAUUCCUCAAGAGACAAUAUAUAUGAAUUCUUAUGAAAUCGCUUGAGCUUUUAACCAGGCACUGUCUUAACAACAGUCAUCUUUUGGUUCUGUUCACUGAGCUAAAUUUAUCUUUGUAAAUCUUUUUGAGGCUGG
Molecule: messenger RNA, 2883 nt
Organism: Choloepus didactylus (southern two-toed sloth)
Lineage: Eukaryota; Metazoa; Chordata; Mammalia; Pilosa; Megalonychidae
Gene: L3MBTL3
Product: L3MBTL histone methyl-lysine binding protein 3
Exons: 23
Coding region: 271-2619 (782 amino acids)
Biological process (GO): regulation of DNA-templated transcription
Cellular component (GO): nucleus
Molecular function (GO): protein binding; zinc ion binding
Source: RefSeq, a predicted model, not a curated record